UCCACAGCUAUAUCCUACUGCACAAAUCUCCCAUCACUCUCUCCACUAAGCUAGAACUUGUGAAAUGUCCAGCGAUAGAGUGGAGAAACCUUUACCAGAUAUUCCUGAAGAUGAUGGUAGCAGAGAUGAUGAGAAGGACUUUGGAAAUGUUUUUGCUGAACUUGAAUCUGUGGACUUGCCCCUGGGAACCACAUUAAGAUCUGUGUACGAUGACCAGCCUAAUGCCCACAAGAGGUUUAUGGAGAAGCUUGAGGUCAGGAUCCGUAACCAUGACAGAGAGAUAGAGAAGAUGUGUAACUUCCACCACCAGGGGUUUGUGGACGCCAUCACCGAGCUGCUCAAAGUCCGUGCCGACGCAGAGAAACUGAUGGUGAGACAGGAGACCCAAUCAAAUCAAAGUGUAUUAGUCACAUGCUCCGAAUAUAACAGGUGUAGUGAAAUGCUUACUUACAGAUUGAAUCAGAAUUGUCCCUGUGCCCUCAUGGAGGCUGAUCUGAUUACAAGGUGA
Oncorhynchus nerka (sockeye salmon) is the source of this 508-nucleotide messenger RNA. Its product is annotated as exocyst complex component 6-like. The record is from RefSeq and is a predicted model, not a curated record. Bases 65 to 508 code for a protein of 147 amino acids. Lineage: Eukaryota; Metazoa; Chordata; Actinopteri; Salmoniformes; Salmonidae. Gene Ontology annotation, biological process: intracellular protein transport; exocytosis; Golgi to plasma membrane transport. The transcript has 3 exons. Gene Ontology annotation, cellular component: exocyst; membrane.